CAUUGUCCCAUAUUUCAUACUUGGCCUUGGCCCAACACAAACCAACCAAAAUCAUUUGUCCCUCUUCCCUCUUUCAAUCAAACCCAUCCCUUUCACUCUGACUCUCCCUCUUUUUCCCUUCUCUACCCUUAAAAAGAAUCUGAAGUGAUUUUUGAUCUUCUUGCUGUUGAAAGCAGCUUCUCUCUCUCUCUGGGCUAGGUUUUGUAUUGUGCAAUGAGUAGACCAACGACUCGAACAAAAAAUAAAAGGCUGAGACAAGGGGAUGAUGGUGCCAGCACUUCUGAAAUAUGGAGGAAAAUUCACAAAACUGGUGUUGUAACUGAAGAGGAUAUGAACCAACUGUAUAUGAUUUGGAAGCCGGCGUGUUCGGGCUGUCGAGUAAAUACUAAAGAUAACCCGAAUUGCUUCUGUGCUUUGGUUCCACCUCCAAAUGGAACCCGGAAGUCUGGCUUAUGGCAGAAGAUGUCUGAUUUUGUUGAAAGUCUUGGUCCUGACCCUAACAAGGAUCUUCGUGAGUCUGCUGAUUCACCUGCAGGUUUGACAAAUCUUGGUGCAACAUGCUAUGCCAACAGUAUACUCCAGUGCUUAUAUAUGAAUAAAGCUUUCCGAGAAGGCAUAUUUUCUGCAGAAGUGGAUGUUUUGCAGCAGCAACCAGUGUUAGAUCAACUGGCUCGGCUUUUUGUACAGUUGCAUAUUAGUAAAAUGGCCUUCAUAGAUUCUUCUCCAUUUGUAAAAACACUGGAGUUAGACAAUGGUGUUCAGCAGGACAGCCACGAGUUUCUAACAUUGCUUCUGUCAUUGCUUGAGCGUUGCCUGAGCCAUUCCAAACUUCCCAAGGCAAGAACUUUAGUUCAAGAUCUUUUCCGGGGAAGUGUGUCUCAUGUGACUACGUGUUCACAAUGUGGAAGAGACUCUGAAGCUUCUUCCAAAAUGGAAGACUUCUAUGAGUUGGAGUUGAAUGUCAAGGGAUUAGGAAGUUUGGGUGAGAGCCUAGAUGAUUACCUUACUGUGGAAAAGCUUCAUGGAGAGAAUCAAUAUUUUUGUGAGUUGUGUAAAACAAGAGUUGAUGCUACACGAAGCAUCAAGCUGCGUUCCUUACCUGAUGUCCUUAAUUUUCAGCUUAAGCGUUAUGUCUUCCUUCCUAAGACAACUACAAAAAAGAAAAUUACUUCUGCAUUUUCAUUUCCUGCUGAGCUUGAGAUGCACCAUAGAUUGUCUGAGCCACCUCAAUGUGAAUUGAUAUAUGACCUGUCAGCUGUACUGAUUCACAAGGGAACUGCUGCGAAUAGUGGUCAUUAUAUUGCUCACAUCAAGGAUGAGAACACUGGGCAAUGGUGGGAAUUUGAUGAUGAGCAUGUUACUAACUUGGGUCGUCAUCCAUUUGGCGAAGAAGCUUCAUGUCCAACUUCUAAAUCUGUUAAAACUGAUGUAGAUAAUUCUAAUAUCUCUGAAGCAAUGGUAACUGACAACAAUGGAAAUGGUUUAAGCACCACUCACUCACAAUCCUCGCAAGUAGAGACAUUUUCAUCUAGUGAUGCAUACAUGUUGAUGUACCACCUUAAGCGCACCAAAAAUGUUGAUGAAAAGGGGGGCAUGGUUUGUGGUGCUAACCAUCGAGAAAGUGAUGACGGUGCAGUUACUGCACACGAAAAUGGUUGUCUUCCUUCUCAUUUUUCUGAAGAGAUUCAAAAUUUCAAUGCUUCAUAUGUUGAUGCCUGUGAGCAAUACUCUCAUAGGAAAGAGUUAGAAGUGAGUCGUAUCAACGAGAGGAAACAGGAAGUUCGAUCUGUUUUAGCAGAAGCUCCUGUUCAACCGUUGGAGCAACCAUACUUUUGGAUUUCUAGUGACUGGCUUCGCCAGUGGGCUGAAAACAUUAUUCCAACUGCUAUCGACAACACGUCCCUCCAAUGUUCACAUGGGAAAGUCCCAGUGUCAAAAGUUGCCUCAAUGAAGCGAUUGUCUUCUAAAGCAUGGGAUCAAUUAUUGUCUAAGUAUGGUGGGGGGCCAAAACUUGCUCAUGAUGACUGCUGUUGGGAUUGCCUGAUUGAUGGAGCUCAGAAUGUGGUGUCAGCUGACACUUAUCGAGAUCAAAGAGAGUCAUUGAAGCAACUUGCACGGGAAAUUCUUGAUGGAAACUGUGAAGAUGGAAAGUACUAUGUGUCCAGACCAUGGUUGCUGCAGUGGUGGAAAAGAAAAGUUGUUGAUGCUCCUUCUGAAGCUGAUGCUGGACCAACAGCAGCUAUUACUUGUCCACACGGGCAACUUAUGCCUGAGCUAGCCACUGGUGCUAAGCGGGUGCUUGUCCCUGAGUGUUUCUGGCUCUUCUUAUACAAAAAUGCCACUUCUGUAAAACAUGAUGAUCUUCUGGGUUGCCCUACUUUUCCUUUAGACUCCGGAGAGUGUUCCCAAUGCAGUAUUGAAUUAUCUGAAGUAGCUUGCUUGGAGGACUCUUUGAGAUUAUUGAAACAAAGGGAGCGUCAGACUCAUGACAAACUAUUCAGCGGGAAAAGUAUGCCUCUCUCUCUACAUUGCGAGUAUUUCUUAGUUCCUUCUUCCUGGAUUUCAAAGUGGAGAAAUUAUGUUAAUCCAGCUAUCAAGAAUUCAGAUAAACCUGAAACUUUAGAUGGGGUAGUUCAGUCACUGAUGUGUGAAAAGCACUCAGGACUCCUUGAAAGGCCUCCUGAACUGAUUUUCAGACGCGGUGCUAUAUACCCAAGAGAGUCUUCUGCUGGUGGCUUAACCGUCAUAUCUGAGAAUGAUUGGAAAUGCUUCUGUGAAAAAUGGGGUGCUAUUGAGACCAAAGGAAUAUCUGCAAGAAUUGAGAAAAUUAAUGAUUCGGAGAAUGCUUUCCCUGGAACCAAUGAAGAGAUGCCCAUAUGUGAGGAUCAGUUGUCCAAUUGGGAUAAAGUGAAUAAUGAAAGUGAAAAUGGCCAAAUUGUGAUUAGGACCUUUCCUGAGGUUUGUGAAAGUUGCAUUGGAGAAAAGGAAAGUUGUGAGUUAAUGCAGAAGCUUAACUAUUGCAAUGAGGACAUAUGCGUAAUUCUUGUCCGUGGAAAAGAAGUCCCUAGAUCGAUCCUGGAGGCUUCAAAGGGCACAACUGAAACAGAUCGGCGGGUUUCCAAGCGCUCCCGGAAGACAAAAAAUGGGAGUUCAGUUAUGCUAAAAGUUUCUGCUUCGACAUCAAUUUACCAGCUGAAAAUGAUGAUAUGGGAAUCAUUUGGGGUCGUCAAGGAAAACCAGAUUCUGCAAAAAGGUGAUCAAACAAUUGAUAUUGAUGAUGAGUGUACUACGCUUGUGGAUGUAAACAUAUUUGCUGGAGACCAAGUUAUAGUUAGGGACUCUGAGAUCCAUGAAAAUCGAGAUAUUGCUGAUGAGCUUUGUGACGAGAAAAUGGAUUCGCAGCAUACCGAGGAAGGGUUUCGCGGAACACUUUUGACAUCAAAUGUUUCAUCUCAGGUUGUUUAGGAAUCGCAUUUUCAGCAGUAUGUAUUUUUGUGUGUCUGUAUAGGCGUCUCAAGAAAAAAUCAAAUAUGAAGGAGAAAAGAAAUAGUUAGGUGGGAUCCAACCAUGUAAAAUUCCUUAUGCCUCGGCCUUAGCGGGUGUUGAACGCUAUUGGUCUUUAGCCACCAUAAUGGCAAAUUUUGGAUUGUAUUGUUUUGAUUUAUGUACAUAUGAGCAAAAGCUCAAGGGUGAAGGAGGCAACCUUAUUUAAAAGUCAAGGCAUGCCACUUAAUUAACCUACUAUUAUUACCACCACAGUUUUUGACUAUUUAUUACUACUGAUCAACUGUUAUAAA
Molecule: messenger RNA, 3797 nt
Organism: Lotus japonicus
Lineage: Eukaryota; Viridiplantae; Streptophyta; Magnoliopsida; Fabales; Fabaceae
Product: ubiquitin carboxyl-terminal hydrolase 26
Exons: 15
Coding region: 214-3465 (1083 amino acids)
Biological process (GO): protein deubiquitination
Cellular component (GO): cytosol; nucleus
Molecular function (GO): cysteine-type endopeptidase activity; cysteine-type deubiquitinase activity
Source: RefSeq, a predicted model, not a curated record